CCCUGCUGCCCGCACUUGGUACGGCCGGGCGGUUGGCUUCCUCGGUGGCUGCAGCCAGGGGCGGGUUUUUCAAAUCUCCCGUUUGGAGGAGUGGUGGCGGCCCCGGCUGUUUGCGCUGGAGAUGGAGGAGCAGACGCCGAAGGAGCCCGAGCUCGGCCUGACGGGGCCUGGCGCCCAGCAGGACUGCAGCAUUCAAGAAAAAAUAGACUUAGAAAUUCGAAUGCGAGAAGGAAUAUUGAAACUCCUUUCUCUGAGCACUCAGAAGGACCAGAUUUUACAUGCAGUUAAGAAUCUCAUGGUGUGCAAUGCUCGGAUAUUGGCUUAUACAUCAGAACUACAGAAGUUAGAAGAGCAGAUUGCAAAUGGAACUGGAAGAUGUGAUGUGAAUUUUGAAAAUAAAGAAAGAACAGCAUGUAAAGGAAAGAUUGCCAUAUCAGAUAUUCGAAUACCAUUAAUGUGGAAAGACUCUGAUCACUUCAGCAAUAAAGAACGUUCACAACGAUAUGCCAUUUUUUGUUUGCUCAAAAUGGGAGCUAAAGUUUUUGAUACUGACAUGGUGAUUGUGGAUAAAACAGUUACAGAUAUAUGUUUUGAAAAUGUAACCAUAUUCAGUGAAGCAGGGCCAGACUUUCAGAUAAAGAUGGAGGUGUAUAGCUGCUGUACAGAAGACUCCUCCAUAGCCAGCACACCUAAGAAGCUAGCAAAGAAACUUAAGACAUCCCUAAGUAAAGCUACAGGAAAGAAAAUUCACUCAGUACUUCAAGAGGAUGAUCAUGAAAAGUGCUUGCUCUUCAGCUCAGCUGUUUUUGGUGCAAAAUAUCAUUUGCUGGCUUAUACUACUCUAACCUUGGAAAGUGCAGAGGACAGCUUUAAGACCCAUAAUCUGGCUAUUAAUGGAAAUGAGGAGUCCUCAUUCUGGCUUCCCCUCUAUGGCAACAUGUGCUGCCGAUUGGUCGCCCAGCCAGCUUGUAUGGCUGAGGAUGCCUUUGCAGGAUUUCUUAAUCAGCAGCAAAUGGUAGAAGGUCUCAUUAGUUGGAGAAGGUUGUAUUGUGUUUUGAGAGGGGGGAAGCUGUACUGCUUUUACAGUCCAGAAGAAAUUGAUGCUAAAGUGGAACCAACUUUGGUAGUGCCUGUUAACAAGGAAACCAGAAUUCGAGCAAUGGAUAAGGAUACCAAGAAAAGAAUCCAUAGUUUCUCUGUCAUCAACCCUGUUGCUGGACAAGCUAUCACUCAGAUUUUUACAGUUGACAGUAGAGAAGAUCUUCAGAAGUGGAUGGAAGCCUUUUGGCAGCAUUUCUUUGAUCUUAGCCAGUGGAAGCACUGUUGUGAAGAACUUAUGAAAAUUGAGAUUAUGUCACCACGGAAACCACCUUUGUUCUUGACAAAAGAGGCGACCUCAGUCUACCAUGAUAUGAGCAUUGACUCACCUAUGAAAAUUGAAAGUUUAACUGAUAUAAUACAAAAAAAAAUUGAAGAGACAGAUGGACAGUUCCUUAUUGGUCAGCAAGAAGAAGUCUCCCCACCUCCUUGGGCUGUACUCUUUGAUGGUAACCAUAAAAUGGUCAUUCAGAAAAAGAUACUGUCUCCUGAAAGUGAACACCUGCCCGAUGGGAAAGGGAAAAAGAGACGGGCUCCUCUUCCUCCUUCUGAUAAACCUCCAUUCAGCUUAAAGACACAGAGCAACUCAGAACAACCUGUUAAGGAUGACUGGGGAAACACAAGUACUUCCCGAACCUCACCUUUGGAGACCAGACUGUCAACCCUAAUGCACCACUUACAGAAGCCAACAGCUGCUCCUCAAAAACUGCUUCCUGCCAGGAGACGGAGUUUAACUGAUGGUAACCACAUAGACACUAAAACUAGCUUUGAAGCCAAGCCAGUGCCAGCCCCAAGGCAGAAAUCCAUCAAAGACAUUUUGGACCCCAGAUCAUGGUUGCAAGUAUAGAAAACCCUUAAUGUGUGAUACAUUUAACAAAAUCUGUAACUGUGAGGUUUAAUUCAGAGGCAUUAUAAAUGUAGUAUUAUUAUGUAAUUAUAGAAGUAAGUAUAAUAGUGAUUUACAUAAAUAAUUAAUAAGCUAUUAGGUAUAGAAAACCAUUUUAUGUUGAAGAAGCGGCUUUCUCUUUUACUUCUGAUUUUCAGAAUAUGAGUGAUUUUCCCUGCAGAGAGUAAGAGGCAGUUUGUAGACAAUAUCCUAAUUGUUAGAAGGGUUAAUUUAUUCCUAAAUUAGUACCAGGCAGUGAAUAAGCACUAGGCAGAAGAAAGCAUUAAAAUUUCUUUGGGGCAGAGACUGUCUAGUAAUUUAAAAUGUGUUAAAUAUGAGCCAUAUUCUCAUUGUGAGAAUUUUAAUACUAAUGGAAUGUUUCAAAGGUUUUAUUCAAACCACAAAUUAUAGAAUCCACCCAAGAAAAUUUUCUUCUUAGCAUUCUGGAAUUCUCAUCUAAUGGUUCACUGGCUCUCGCCUAUUGUUUAACUCACUAGUUUAUAGGCCUGACCUUUUAAAUUCUUGGGAUAAAUUUUGGAAUAUUAAAUUCUUCAUUUUUAAAGGGAACACAUAAUGUGCUAUUCAAAGUUGUUUCCUUGAUGAGCCCUGAAGUCCUAUUGACAUUAACUCUCAUUAAGUGAAGAAUAACAUCCAUUAGUUUAGACAAAUGGUCUGAAAUGGUCUUGCAUCUACUUUUUUCGAUGUGUGGUGCUAAUUUCCAUUGUGAUUUUGGAAUCUGGGGAAGUGAGUAGCUGAUUAACACCUUAAAAUUCAUUUAAUUCUUAUUUUAAAAACAGAUGGCAGAUUCAAAAAUAUCAGAAAAGUUGGCCAUGGUAAUUUUCAGAAUUAGUCCUUUUUAAAUAUUUUAAUCGGAUUUCCUUUUUCUAGUAAGAUUUGAUAUCUGCUAUUGAUAUUAUUAAUUAAAAGUCAUUUUUUUACAAUAAUGACAUUGGAAUCAUUUCCAUUGGAGGUAAUUUCCAUAGCAACUAAUCAUAGUGACCUAAACAGAAUUAUGAAAUCAAGUGAGAAAUAAAUAGAAAAAAGAGUGAAUAUCUUAAAGGAACAAAAAAAAUCAAUUUUUAUAAUAAUGCUUACUGUAAACAAGGACAGAAAAUCAGAAUUUCCAAAUGAAACAGUUUCCAUAAGGUGUCAGUAAUAGCACCAAAAAAUCUCAACUCACACUGUACCCUAAAUGUCAUUGCACAGAAAUAAAAAUAUAAGAAUUAAAUUACUGCCCUGUGUAUAAUCUCCAGAGAUCUUUUUAAAGCUAGUGAGAAUUCUUACUUGGAUGAGAACUACAUUAUUACAAAAUAAAGUAAACACUUGACCUACCCAAGGAAAAAAAAAACCCAUUCAUUUAAAUGGAGUCUUUUUUUUAUUUUUAGAUAGCAGAGUCUUUUUUCAUUUAUAGAGAGUGAUACAACUGCCAGGUUGCUUUUGUGUUUGCCCAGCACUCCUAAGAAGAAUUGGAACAUAAGGGAGUAAUGAUACAAAAGGUCUCUUGUGACUGGCAGCACCAGGACAGACAUAGUGUUGGUAAACAGAAAAUGCUAUAUGCUUUCUGAUGGAAUUUAGAAACAAUGACAUGUAUGAAAACCAAAAAAGAAAAAAAAAAGUUAUUUUUUUCUAAAUAGAAGUGCUUGCCAUUUCAGUAUAUGAUACACUAAAAGUAAAGGAUAUUGUGUGAAUAUUUUGUUCGUUAAAACCUCACUGCUGUUUUUGACAGCAUUUGUGAUGUCUUUGCCACCAAAUUAUUGAGCCAGAUGAUGCUGCAGGUGAAUUUGUUCCUGAAACUGGCAUCUGUGUUGUUUUCUUCCCUCCUCUCACUGAUGCCUUCCUUUAUUACAAACCAGUAUUAAAACGUCCAGGUGAUAUUCUUGUCCUUUCCUCUCAUGCAGAUUAUAGCAGGAAGGAUUUAAGUUGUACAGGAAAGACAGUUUAUUCAGAAAAGUUACCUAAGCAGUUGUGCCCUCAGAGGGGGACUUUGAACAGGUCUGAAGCAUUCUUGCUGUAGUCCUUAGGUGAUGCCUUAACCAAGGACCACCCCAGCCUUCCGACACUAUUUUUUAAAAUAUUUAUUUAUUUAUUUGAAAGGCAGAGUUAAAAAGAGGCAGAGGCAGAGAGAGAGAGAGAGAGAGAGAGAUCUUCUAUCUGCUGGUUCACUUCCCAGAUGGCCGCAACUGCUGGAGCUGCGCUGAUCCAAAGCCAGGAGCUAGGAGCUUCUUCCGGGUCUCCCAUGCAGGUGCAGGGGCCCAAGGACUUGGGUCGACUUCUCCUGCUUUCCCAGGCCUUAGCAGAGAGCUGGAUCAGAAGUGGAGCAGCUGAGACUCGAACCAGCGCCCCAUAUAGGAUGGUGGCUUUGCCUGCUGGGCCACACACCGGCCCCUCUGACACUAUUAAUCCCACUUCUGGAGGCCCAUCCUAUUCAUGGAGCCCUUAAAGACCACCAGAGUCCUCAGUUACACUUUCUGUGGCCCUACCCCCUUGCCAAAAAAGAAAGUUAUGGCAGACUUGUUUUUUUCUUUUUCAGUCCCUUCCUACCUUCCUUCCCUCAGUCCCCUACCUACCUUCCUUCCUUCCUUCAGUAUUUAAAAAAUAAUCUAAAAAUACUGAGCUAAACAUCGUAUCAAAGAGUUCAUCAAAACAAUGUUUGUCUCAUUUCCUAAACCGGAAGUUUAUGACAGAAAAAUAUGCCAUGUGAUAUGAAGAAUGUUCCAGCUCUUUAUGAGCUGGCUUUUCACGUUUCUUUGUCUUUUUAAUUUAUUUCCUUGUAUAUUAAGACUAAACCUUGAAACAAAGAAUUAGUUGUCAGACCUUAGUAAUAAUAAUUGGAGAUACAUGUCAGAAAAAAAACAGGUGUUUUAUAAUUCUGAUGAUCUGAAGAUAAUACCUAAAGACAAUUGGAGUUACAUACUAAGCUCUGGGAUAUAAAUUACUUAACAACAGCAUUACCAUAGUAUUGUUUUUAAUGGCUACAAAAUGGUAAGUUUUGUGUUUUAUCUUAUAAGAACAAAGAGGUAUUUUUCUUUUAUUACAAAUGCAUACCUCCUAAGGUGAACAGUUUUUCAAAAAUAUCAGGCACACCAGCUCUAGCUGAGUUUUGUUAAAUCCACCUUAACUGUCUACAGUACCCCCUGACUUCUUUUAAAUGGAUGUGAAUGUAUGUGGGAAACUAAAUCCAGUUAUUAUAAAUGCCUUAUCUUUAUUCUUUAGGAUCCUACUAAAUUUAUUUUACCCUAUUACUAUUUAUUAAAAAUGGAAGCCUCCUUGAUUUAGAGACAACUCAUGUAAGGUAGGUUAAGCAGUCAAGUAUUUCUUUAGGCUUAUGUUCAGUACCUCACCCACCUACUGAGAAGUUAAUUAAUUCAGUCCAAAAUGAAAUUAUAGGGCAGUUUGGUGCAAUUCAUGUUAAAUGCCAUUCGAAUGUAAUCACCUGUGUUACUCAGAAUGCAGAAAACCACGCUAAAGACAGAAUGUGCUAUGCCAUGGACAAGGAGAGAAAGGCUUUUGCUGGAAAAAUACCUUUCCCUCUUGUCAGAAUUGAUCAAAACUCAUUGUCUUAAAAGAAUAAAUUAUUGAACAGUAAUUAAACAUUAACUGAUGACCAUUUAUAAUCUCGUGGUUAUCUUCACUGGCCCUUGAGUCUUAAGCUAUAGUGUAGAUUGAGGUAACUUUCCACACCUGUAUUUCACAGGCAUCACUGUUUUUACAUGUUUACCUGCUUGCCUGUCACUGGUUCAUUGCUAGUGAUGGCCAUAUGAAAGCUAUUUAUGCUGGAUCAUGCAUAUUCUUAGUUAACUCUGAGAAAGAUGUUAUCUUGGAAAAAUUUAGUGGGGUAUGUUACUCUCUUGGAUGUGCUUGAAAAAUUGGAGUUAUUUGUCAUUUUUAUUUUUUGGGUUGAAUAUGGGUAAAAUGUCUAGAUUAAAAAGUAUUAAUCUGUCAUAAAAAUACUUUAAAUAUCAAAGGUAUUUGCUAAGAAAACCCAAGUCAUUUGAUUAAAACUCCUAUAUAUUAAAAGAUCUGAUUUAUGAAGACAUGAUAUAACAUUUCUCUUAGGUCCUCUCCGCAAUAGAUUGACAGGAGUAGACAAGGUGGUUGAUUCAGUUUAAUCAGAGAAAGUUUAUUCAGCAGCCAGUACCAGUUACCGUAAGACCAAUAUUCUGAUAGCCUUGAUAUAAUUAGCAUUUACUAAAAUGUUUGCAUUUAAUCCUUCUUGAAGUAUAGAUGCUCUUUGAAAAAUCCAUUGAUGUAAUCUUAUUUUUGGUUGAGUGAUCCAGAAUUUCCCUGGAGUUUAAGUCACUCUAAUGAUAAAUUAGGUACCUAGGAUAUUCAGUCACUGUUAGCCACAAGGAAACUCCUGAUUUUAAUUCACCUCCCUCAGUACUUAAUUUAUUCCCAUGGAGCACCUUAGGGGAGGGGGAGAGAAAUGAGCAAAUCUGCUUCAAUUACAGCUCUUAUUUCAAUGCUUUAUUUCUAAAUCUGUAGUAUGGUCAGAAAUCUUUAACAUUUCUUUUAAGGAAAAAACUUCCCCUCUCUAAGGAGAGAGGCCUACUAAUCUAUGUUCUUAGAUUAAAAAAAUGUCUUAAGGCUUAAUUUAAAAAAAAAAAAAGAUUAUUUUAUUUGAAAGUCAGAGUUACAGUUAGAGAGAGGGGAGAGGUCUUCUGUCCACUGAUUCACUCCCCAAAUGGCCAUAGUGACUAGAGUUGGGCCAGGCCAGAGCCAGGAACUUCAUCGUGCUCUCUCACAAUGGGUGCAGGGGCUCAAGCACUUAGGCUAGCCUCUGCUGCCCUCCCAGGUGUAUUAGCAGUGAACUGGAUCAGAAGUGGAGCAGCCAGGACUCCAACUGGCACCCAAAUGGGAUGCUGGCACUGCAGAUGGCACCUUAACCUGCUGCGCCACAGCGCCGGCCCCCUUAAGGUUUAAUUAAUGAGAACAAAAACUAUUACAGGCCUAUUAAUAAACAUUUUUUCUUGCCAGCGCCGUGGCUCAGUAGGCUAAUCCUCCGCCUUGCGGCACCAGCACACCGGGUUCUAGUCCCGAUCGGGGCGCUGGAUUCUGUUCCGGUUGCCCCUCUUCCAGGCCAGCUCUCUGCUAUGGCCCGGAAGUGCAGUGGAGGAUGGCCCAAGUGCUUGGGCCCUGCACCCCAUGGGAGACCAGGAGAAGCACCUGGCUCCUGCCUUCGGAUCAGUGUGGUGUGCCGGCCGCAGCGCUCCUGCCGCAGUGGCCAUUGGAGGGUGAACCAACGGCAAAGGAAGAUCUUUCUCUCUGUCUCUCUCUCUCUCUCACUGUCCACUCUGCCUGUCAACAACAACAACAAAAAACAUUUUUUCUUUAUCUCAGUAUAGGAAAAAUACUAAUCCUGACAUGUUUGAUAAUAAGGCAGGAUCAUUCCAAAUUUACUGCAAAUUGUGUUUUAAAUUGCAACCAUUUGCUUUUCAGAGAUAUGGAAAUCUUUUAAUGUGAAGGAGAGUAGAUUGAAAAGAUCCUAACUGCAUAAUCAUGCCAUGUCAUAAGACUGCAUCAAGACAUCAAAAUUAGUUGUUUUGCUGAAAAUGGAUGCUUGCUCAUCCUUUCCUUAUGCUGUCUGAGAUCACUAUGCCUAGACUGCCUUCUCUCACUUCAUGCAAGCUGCCUUCAAUCGCAGGCAGCCAACACUGGCAGCUUCCUAGUAGUACCACCUCGAAAUUCCCUAAGACUUCAGCCCUCCUCCACUUCCAGGGAUAGUGCAUCCUUCCUUUGUACUUCAUGUAUGCCUCUAUUAAUAUCCCAAACCCUUGUUUGUAUUUUUACAUCAACCUUGUAUAUUAGUUUUGUGAGUUUGUCCCUUCUUCACUUAGCAACUUCAUAAACUUAGCAACUUAAAACAGUACCCAUCUGUUAGCUCGCAUUUUGAUAAAUCAGAAAUCCGAGUAGGCUGAGUUGGGUUCUCUGCUGAGGAUCUCACCAAGCCAAAAUCAAGGUGUUGGCCAGGCUUUGCCCUGGAAUCUUGGAAAAACACCACUUCCCAGCUUUCUCUGGUUAUUGCUGGAAUUUAAUGCCUGGUGCUUGUAGGGCUAACCACUGGCAAAGGGCCAUUCUUAGCUUCUAGAGACUGCUCCAAGGACUUCCAUGUUUCCCCUCCAGUAUGCAGAGCCAGCAACAGUACAUUAAAUCUUUGUGCUUCAAAUCUCUGAUUUUUCUCUAUGCUACCAUUUGUUUUGCUUUUAAAGGGCUCAUGAGAUUUGAUGAGGGAUGCCCACCAGUAUAAUCUCCCUUUUGAUUAAUUUGAGGUCCACUGAUUACUAGCUUUAGUUGCAUCUGGGGAAAAAAAAAAAACAAAAACAAACUUUUGCAUUCAGUAUAAUCACAGGUGUGCUAUCCCGUCAUUUUCAUAGGGCAGGAAAUCUUGUUGUGCCAGAUUUUUCAAGGUCAGGAAGCAUGCCCUACUGACCUUUUAACCCUGCCAUAGAAUACUGCAAUGAGAGUGAGUACAGAUUAUUGGGUAUUUGUUAUGUGUAAUAUACCAUGUUAACUAUUUCACAUGAAUUAUUUAAUCAUUACCAUACCUUCCUGUUAGCCCCAUUUGACAGAUGUAGAGGAGUAGAAGACAUGCCUGGUGUCAUCCUGUACCAUGAUAGAGUAUGGUUUCUGGAAUUAGAUCUGGAUUAAAUUAUACCGCUGCUAUGACCUAGCUGUAUGAUUUGGGGCUGGUAUGUUGGAUUUUUUUUUUUUUUUA
Messenger RNA from Lepus europaeus (European hare), 8699 nucleotides. It is a transcript of the gene RTKN2, whose product is annotated as rhotekin 2. The transcript has 12 exons. Gene Ontology annotation, biological process: signal transduction; positive regulation of cell population proliferation; hemopoiesis. Bases 122 to 1945 code for a protein of 607 amino acids. The record is from RefSeq and is a predicted model, not a curated record. Lineage: Eukaryota; Metazoa; Chordata; Mammalia; Lagomorpha; Leporidae.